GGGAAGUUAAGUUAAUGAACGAGUUAUCAAACAAAAUCCUUGGACUAUAAACAAAUGCUAAAUUUCAGGAAUAUCGGGUGUUACGGAUAAUGGAUAACGAUGGGUCCCAAGAGGGGAGCCAAAUUCAGACUUACAUUUUAAUUUUUUUUUUUUUUUGACGUUAAAUAGGCGAAGGAAGUUUUUGUUCCAAUAUAGGCUCUUACAUAACCAAUACAACUGGUCUGAAUUCAGCUGUUUAUUGGCAGAUGCACAUGGUGUUUUAUAACACUAUUUACUGCAGUUUUCAGGAAGCCGCGUCCAAAUCUGAUGGCUUGGCUGUUGUCGCAGUGUUUCUACAGGUAUUUUAUUUCCAUCUCUUUAAUUCCUACAAAUUCCGCCUGAACCGCGUUAAACACAGAUUUAUUAAAAGACCGCUCUUUUGUCCUUCUAAGGUGGCCAGGCUUGUUCCAGACCUAGUUUUCAAAAACGCACCAUAUUAUACAUACAAAGGUUCUCUUACCACCCCUCCCUGUUACGAAUCCGUCCAGUGGAUUGUGAUGAUAAACCCGAUAUCGGUCACCGAGUCCCAGGUAAGGUCGCUCGUUCAAGGGUUAAAAAUGAAUGAAUGAAUGAAUGAAUGAAUGAAUGAAUGAAUGAAUGAACGAAUGAAUGAACAGUCCGAUAAAAUUCCAUGGUAGUUCAUCGUCUGGCGGACUCUCUGUAACUACAAUGUAUCUCACAUCCUAUUGAAUAAGCUGAAAACUGCGAAAGCUUUACUUCACUGAGAUCUUUUUCUCGGUGGUUGGAAGGUUAUUCUCCUUGAGUGUGCAAUCAGUUAUAAUACCAGGCACCUGGUUAAGCAACUGAAAAGUUGCUCUAAAGCUAACAAGAUAUUUCUCUCACGGCCAAUUCGCAAAGGAGAGCAGCUACAGUACAAUUAACUAUAAAGUACGUUAAAAACGUUUUCAUUAAAAUAUAGAAUGUGUAUGUUAUUUCGUCGUUCGCCUUUUAUGAACUAUUAUUUCGUUCGCCUUUUAUUAAUGAAUAGCACUAAAAGAGUAAGCCCUCUCGAAGAAGUGGGGAUGGGGACGAGGUGAGAUAAACAGGAGCUAGCCAGAGUUAGAACCAGUAAUAAUACUAAUCGUUUAUUUUUAAAAGACUGCCGGAAAUGUCCGCCAAAUGAUUUGUUGUCGCUUUCCAGUUCAUAGGUCCUCGCGUAAUGCUCCCCAGGGGAAUAGGUUUCAUACUAUUCUGGAUUAGCACACGGUCGACAGGAAUGCGUACAAGAGAGUACAAAAACCUAACAAAAGAAAUAAUUAAAGCGAAAAAGCUGUGAAAACACUCGCCUAACGACCCUAACGGCUCGUGUCCCCACAGCAUUUCUCGUUCUCCCAAACUUUCACUUGCGUUUUUAUAACUCGAAAGAAACACUGAAAACAUGUUUUCUAUUUCUUAAAUAUCAUUACGGGGAAGACGCAGUUCGGGAAAAAACAUGACGAGUAUCCAAUGCACAUCAGUUGGGGGUUGUAUUCUUAGACUCCGCCACAGGAACCUCAGGGCGGGUUAAUAAAACAUGGCUGCAAUGGCAGUGGUAACGUAUUCUUCUCAACAACACACUCACUAGGCUAUUCAGGGGGUCGGGCCCGACUGUAAAGUUUUUCAGUCAAGGAUACUCCAUAAAGCUUCGCAGCAUCAUCCGUGACAAUGCGGAUUUUGUCCGGCAUGUUGAGAUUUCGGACUGUCCCAGUCUCGGGCCGAGGUUGGGGCAGAUGCCACCCGAGGAGGAAGUUUCCAAACGUUCUUCGUUACGCGUUGAUUUCGCUUUCCAUAGACUUCAGCCGUUUUCCAGCCAUAGAGCGGUUUUCAAGAAACUGUACCCCUUGUUCUGCUCAUGGCAUUUCGAUUUCAUGUGUGCGACACACAUGGUUCGCGGUUCUCUCAAUAUUGUAUUCAAGAGAACGGAUUUUUUCCCCUACCAGUCUCGACAAUGAUUUUCUAGCAUUUAGGACACAGCGCACAUGUAUAUCAUCUGGACGCUCAGGUUUCUUGACUGACUUGACGGAACUAGCGGGGAUCAUGCCAAGGAUUGCGAAAAUCACAACAGGUUGCCCUGCACAAACGCUUUGCAUAUCAUGCUGUAAUAUUGUCUAAAAUGCUUUUGCCACGAGCAGAAUUGUCAAGUCUUCGGAAUCGACUUAAGGGAAAUUCAGAUCGAUCAGGUGCAGAACAUCUUGCAUCAUGGUAUGCGUAACCCUUUGAGGGAGCAGGUUCAACUCUGGCACUGUCCAAGCUUCCUCUAAGGCUAUCUGGACACCUGUAUUUACUCUUUCAACCCACCGGCGUGGAACGACACUUUUCUCGAACGUCCUUUUUCACCAGACAAGUACGGGUGCUGCAGCAUUCAAAAAACGAAACGUGCCCUGUUCAGAGAUGGUUGUUUUUUUUUUUAUGCAUGCAAUCAGAGAUUGGUGGUCUACUGAAUUGAAGCAAGAAAAGCACAACUUUUUUUCCUUGCUCAACUGUACUCACUUAUUUAUUUCUAUCGCUUUGAAAUUUGUCGCACUUGUCAAUUGGGUGUUUUCUGAUGCUACCAGACAGGUCUUAGCUAUGGGUGAGGCCUGAUUCCUUUUCGUAGCACCCGUAGUUAGGGUUAAGAAUCUAUGAGGUCGUUCUUGAUCUCUACUUCGUGUGGGGGGUCGUCCAUCACCAGUUCUCCUACCCUGUGACGGCUUACUGAAAUUUGGUUAAGGGUGCACUGACUAAAUUGUUGCCAUUUGUCAAGAUCAACUAGUGUUGAGAUGGUGGGAUGUAUCUCACACUCCAUUUAAUGGAUCCGGCAAUUUCUGUACAAAAAUGAAUUUUAAGUUGAAGACAUCAAAUUCUGUGAGUAUUCCAUCUAAACUGUUCAUCGUGGUGACUUCUGAUAACAAGUUUUUUGGGAGCUUAAGUUGUUAUCCUGCUAACUGUUGGCUUUUUUAUGGUCAUGAAUAUCUGCAAAUUCUCCCCUCACAGACUGCAUUGUGCAGC
Messenger RNA from Orbicella faveolata, 3006 nucleotides. Its product is annotated as carbonic anhydrase-like. Gene Ontology annotation, molecular function: zinc ion binding; carbonate dehydratase activity. Lineage: Eukaryota; Metazoa; Cnidaria; Anthozoa; Scleractinia; Merulinidae. The record is from RefSeq and is a predicted model, not a curated record.